Carcharodon carcharias (great white shark) is the source of this 1861-nucleotide messenger RNA. Its product is annotated as protein rolling stone. The transcript has 3 exons. Gene Ontology annotation, cellular component: membrane. NCBI's taxonomy places the organism in Eukaryota, Metazoa, Chordata, Chondrichthyes, Lamniformes, Lamnidae. The record is from RefSeq and is a predicted model, not a curated record. The coding region runs from base 446 to 1462 and encodes 338 amino acids.
AGUUAGUGUCCCAGAUGUGAUUCAUCUGGAGAUUAUAACUAUCUGCAAAUCUAAAAGCCGACUAGGAGUAGCUGUGCAGUUUUGAAUUGAUUGGCUUUCAAGCUAGUACCGGGAGAGGGACACGCUGGAUAGCCACUGAAAACAGGCACGGUGAUCACAAUUCGAGAUUUACAUGUGCCCAUUCAAUGUAAUGCAGGCAGCACACUAACUUUAGCGUGCAGCUCAGUUGAAUAAUUGUUGUGUCCAGCCAGUGCUAGCUGCACUGUUCAUUGGUUGCUCACAUCAGCAGGGGUGGGCGCCAAAUAUCGUAAAUUGCUCAUUCCACUUAAAGCUAGCCGGCACUGUUUAAAACCAGCCUGCCCCUCUUAAAGGGGAGAUGCACUGAGGCUACAGCAGAUGCUGCCAGUCGUGCAGAAAGUGAUUCUGAGCUGGGAAACAGCGGAGAAUGGCCCAGCAUGGGAGCAAGCAAAAUACAAGGCUUGUGGAUGCUGCACUGGAGGUCUUAGUGGAAGAGGUAGAAAAGGCGAGUGCUGGAGUCCCUCCAAGUACAGUCAAAAGGCAAUGGGACCAGAUAACUAUGAAGCGCUUUGCCAGGAGUAAAGUCCAGAGAACCUGGAUGCUGUGCCACGAGAAGUCCAAUGACCUCACACGAGUGAUCAAGUGGAGGAUGUUUCACCCAGCUGGCUGGUUUUUGUAUCGCAUCUUCACUGUAGUAUACACCCUGAUCUGGUGCAUUUUGAGUGGAGUUCAGACCAACAGCCCUAAAUGGUUCAUCUUCCUGACGCACAUAACCUAUACCAUCCUAACCAUUUAUUUCAUCUUGGCAUUGGUAAAUUUGAUAUGCUACUUGGCACUUAGACAGAAGAAGUCAACACAAACCAUCGAGGCAGCCUCCUUGGAGGAGAUCUCAAGCUGCAGCCCAGCAACUCCAGAAAUUGAAGAUGGGGCCCCUAAUCGGAAGUUGCACAAGGAAUUCUGUGCACCCUUUUCGGCACCGUAUUCCACGAUCUGCAUCCAGUGGACUCUGCACAAUCUAAUCUGUGUGAUCACCCUUUUUGUCACAGUUGCCUUCUGGAGCUUUGACUAUAUUCCAGGGAGAUCCCUUGACUCCAUUAGCAUCAAUAUGCACGUGAUCAACUCAGUGCUUGUACUGCUGGAGCUGAUUUUGUCGGCAGCUCCCAUUCACCUCGCCCAUUUCAUUUACGCCUUUAUCUACUGCCUGAUGUUUAUCCUCUUUAGCGUCAUCUACUGGGCUGCUGGGGGCACCAACCUGAAGGGAAAGCCUUACAUCUACAGGUCACUAAACUACGGGGAAAAUCCAGGCCCUGCCGUGGGCUACAUCAUCCUGAGCAUUUGUUUUGUCAUGCCGUGCCUUCAGUUCCUUGUGUGGAACAUCCACCUGCUCAGACGUCACGUGUAUCUCAGGCUCAACAGGAAGGAUAGCGAUGUGCCACACUGUUAGCAUGGCCACGGGUUUUCCUCAUUUCGCUGCAGGAGAAUUUCGAAAUCAGGUGGCAAAGAAAGGGAACAAACCUGAAAAGGAAGGUCAUGUAAGCACCAACAAGUGUCAAUGAACAGGAUAGGGAAUCGGCAUUUUUUAUUCUGGGAGGUUGGCCCACACUGUGGGCUUUUAUUUUUCCCCCUUGAAAGAAACUAAAGAGUGCAACUUAGAGAGUACUCGAGUGGAGAGGGGGAGACACCUCUGAAAUAUUAUGUGUUUUCAUUGUAUUUCUGGCCAGGAGCCCCCCUAGCUCUAGAGGCAAUAUUCAUAUCUGGUUCAAAUACCUUUUAGCAGAUAUUAUGUCGUAUAUCAAUAUACAAUUGUGUAUUCACCCAUAUUAAAGUCAUACGUAUCAAGUCA